Messenger RNA from Triticum dicoccoides, 1383 nucleotides. RefSeq names its product pentatricopeptide repeat-containing protein At2g38420, mitochondrial-like. Lineage: Eukaryota; Viridiplantae; Streptophyta; Magnoliopsida; Poales; Poaceae. The transcript has a single exon. Bases 199 to 1233 code for a protein of 344 amino acids. The record is from RefSeq and is a predicted model, not a curated record. Gene Ontology annotation, molecular function: mRNA binding; protein binding.
UUAAGCCAUUUGGUAUUCAUACCAAAUCUAAUUGACCGAUCACAGCCACACACGCAGAGAGGAGCGGCAAUGGCGGAGCUUCGAUCCUUGUUCGACGACGGUACUCCGCUGAUGCGUGUAAAGAAUAGAUGCGUUGCAAAUACAGUGCAGCAGUAGGCCAGCAGCGAGUAUCUGACAUCGGCACCAGCCGGCGGCGAGAUGAGCUGCUCCCCGGUGCCAGAACCUGACCACCACCGCCUGCUGGCCACCCUCGCGCGCCACGGCCGCCUCGCCGCCGCCGCCACGCUCUUCUCCACGGCCGUCCGCACCACACGCGCGCUCAACACCAUACUCGCCGCCCUCUGCUCCUCCCCGUCGCUGCUCCGCGUUGCCCCCUCCGUGCUCCUCCUCGCCGCCCCCACCGCCUCCCCCGACGCGGCCACCUUCCGCGUCCUCACCUCCGCGCUCUGCCGCGCAAGCCGCCCCUCCGCCGCCGCCGGCCUCCUGCGCUGCAUGCCCUCCCUCCACCUCGACCCGGACUCGCCGCUGUGCCGCGCCGUGCUCUCCUCCCUGUGCCGCUGCGCCCCGGCCCGGGACGCGGCGGCGUUCCUGGACGACAUGCGCCGGUGGGGCGUCCCGCCCAGCGGGCUCGACCACCGCGCCGUCCUCCGCGCCCUCCUGCGGGAGGGGAUGGUGGCGGAGGCAUACGAGGUCGUCAGAGAGAAGAUGGGCUCCGAUGGCGUGGCCCCCGGGGUGGCCGACUUCGAGCUGAUGCUGCGCGCGUUCAGCGAGCGCGGGCAGUUCGACGCCGUCGACGAGGCGUUCGACGAAAUGCUCCUCCGAGGGCUCGUGCCGGGCGUGGCCGUCUACAACGUGUACGUCGCCGCGCUGUGCAAGAAAGGGGACCUGGCCGGCGCGCGCCGGAUGGUGGAGUGCAUGGAGCGCGCCGGCUGCCCGCCGGACGUCAGGAUGUUCGGCGUCGUGGUCGCUGGGUGCGUGUCCGCCGGGGACGCCGGCGCUGCCAGGGACGUGGCAUGGGAGGCGGUGCGGCGAGGCCUGCGGUGGGACACGCCGUCGAUGGUGGAGCUGGUCGGCCUGCUCCGGGCGGGCGGGCACGUCGCGGACGCGCACGGGCUGCUGCUGGACGUGUUCCUGCACGGCGGGUGCACGGGAGUGGACGCCUCGACGCUCGGGCAGCUGAUAUGUGCCAGCGAAGGCGCCUGCAGCGUGAUCACAGAUCACCCGAAAGACUAGAAAGUGCAUCACAUUUUGAGGUCCAUGCCUCGUUUAAUCUGUUCCGAAUGUUUCAGCUGCAGGUCAAUCUGCCAAUGCAUUCUAGUGCUUGAUGAAUGUCCACUGGAUAUUUAGAUGUACGCAUUUCACAUAAUUUUUUAAGAGUUUAAU